Messenger RNA from Macroventuria anomochaeta, 1826 nucleotides. RefSeq names its product GMC oxidoreductase. Bases 38 to 1816 code for a protein of 592 amino acids. NCBI's taxonomy places the organism in Eukaryota, Fungi, Ascomycota, Dothideomycetes, Pleosporales, Didymellaceae. The record is from RefSeq and is a predicted model, not a curated record. Gene Ontology annotation, molecular function: oxidoreductase activity, acting on CH-OH group of donors; flavin adenine dinucleotide binding. The transcript has 7 exons.
GUUUCGACAACCAUAGACAGGAUACCUUAUCGCUACAAUGUCGCUCGAACGUGUUGAUUCUAUAGACCCUGCUGAGGUUUAUGAUUAUAUCAUCUGCGGUGGUGGAACAUCUGGCUGUGUGAUCGCGGGCCGCCUCGCUGAGGACAUCGAUGCCAAAAUCCUCGUUCUAGAAGCUGGACCCGACAAUGCGGAUCUGGAGAACGUGCACAUGGCGGGAGGAUGGAGCAAAAACUUCGAUAGCGAGACGGACUGGAACAUUGUUACCGAGCCGAUGAACAGUGUAGGCAACAGACAGGUCAAAGUCAGUCGCGGUCGGUUCCUCGGCGGGUCCAGUGGUGUCAACGGGACACUGUGUAUUCGCGGUACAAAGCAGGACUACGAUGACUGGGGGAUGAAGGAGUGGACUGGUGACCAGAUGUUUGGAUACAUGGCGAAGGCGGAGACAAUGCACGAAAAAGACUGGUACAAAGCCGACAUGUCUGUCCACGGUACCUCUGGUCCUCUACACAUCGAGCCGCACGACCUCGCACCAAUCUCCGAGCGUAUCAAGGAGAGCAUGAUAGACAUUGGACUACCCUACCAUCCCGACAUGUUUUCGACUGGCGAGACACCCCAUGGAUGCGGUGACGUGCUGCGCACAGUGCAUCAAGGUAUCCGAACCACAGCGGCAGACUUUGUCACCAAAGGAUAUAAAAGAGCAAACAUCACCAUCAAGACCGAAGUCGUCGUUGACAAGAUCCUCUUCUCCGAUGAGUCGGGCGAGCCCACUGCGACAGGAGUAGCCACCAUUUCGAAAGCUGGCAAGAAGAUCGAGUAUCAAGCAAAGAAAGAAAUCAUCGUCGCAGCCGGUGCCUAUUGUAGUCCAACGAUCCUGAUGCGCUCGGGCCUCGGACCGAAGGAACAGCUCGAGAAACACGGUAUCGAAUGCAGAGUCGACCUGCCUGGUGUUGGUCAAAAACUGCAAGAUCACUGCCUCGUCUUCAUCUUCUACGAAGUCUCCGAACCGCGCCUAACAAACGACUACCUUGCCUACCACGACAACGCCAUCGCGUCAACCUACCAGCUCUACAAAGAGAAGAAAACCGGCCUGCUCAGCACCUUUCCCUUCGGUAUCUUCGGCUAUGCGCGCCUUGACGACCGUCUCCAAGACUCAGAGCUCUGGACUAAUGCAAAGAAAGAGGAGGGCCGCGAUCCAAUGGGCUUAAAGCCAAACCAGCCGAACAUGGAGUUCUGGAACACCGAGCUGUAUGGUGGGCCAAAACAGUACGAUGACUUCCCGAUUGAUGGGAAACACACAUUCGCCAUGUGCAACCUGCUUUUCAACCAGAAGAGCCGCGGGUCCGUAACAUUGAAGUCUGCUGAUCCGACAGACAACCCGGUAGUCGAUCACAACUACCUCGCCGACCCAUUGGACAUGCUGGUUAUGACGGAAGCGUGUCGGUUCGCGAAUGAGAUGGUUAUGAAUGGCAAGGGAACGAAGGAAGUAGUUAAGGGGAGUUGGCCGGCGAAUUUGACGCACCACAAAAACACGACCAGAGAGGAUUGGAUUCCGUAUGUUAAACAACACGCCACAACUUGUUACCACCCCAGCAGCACAUGCUCGAUGGGCCCGUCCUCCGACCCUAACGCCGUCCUCGACUCGCGCCUACGCGUGCGUGGGGUCCGCAGCCUGAGGGUCGCGGAUGUAAGCUCGAUUCCGAGGCUUAAUAAUGGACAUACGCAGAUGGUGGCGUAUGGAGUGGGUGAAGGGGCGGCGGAGAUGAUAAAGGAAGACGCGCUUGCAAAUCAGGCGGAGUUAUUGAAGCUGACAGCGUAGUUGGCGAGAG